AUGGAAUAUCUACGACAUAUCUACGUCUCAAGCAUGGCUUUCAAGCCCGUCUUCAAAUCCGUCUUCAAGCCCAUCUUCAAGCCCAUCUUCAAGUCUAUCUUCAAGCCCGCCUUCAAGUUCAUGGGCAAGGCCGCCGUCUAUGGCAUCGUAGCCAUCGGAGUUUGGGAGGCCUUGCUCGGAUGCCCUUCAGCAAGGAUGACGAGGAAACUCAUUCGUGAAAGAGAUGCAUGGGACCCAACGCAAGCGGGACAGGAUGGCGUUUGUCUGUACGUGAACAUCUGGGCUAUGAGCUGGUGGCACUGCUCCAUUCGAACCCCCGCGAAGUACAUCGCGAAGAGAGUCAAGGCUACGGCGGCCAAGGCCAAGCGAUCCUACAUUCGAGGCUGGAUUACCAGAAACCGAAACAGCAACACCAGCAACACCAGCAACACCGGCAACACCGGCAACACCGGCAACACCGGCAACACCGGCAACACCAGCCCCUCCACCGGUGCGCAGCGGUAUGAUUCUGACUUUGAAGAUAUCCGCGUCCAGGAAGCUUAUUGA
Daldinia childiae is the source of this 546-nucleotide messenger RNA. RefSeq lists its product as uncharacterized. Lineage: Eukaryota; Fungi; Ascomycota; Sordariomycetes; Xylariales; Hypoxylaceae. The transcript has a single exon. Bases 1 to 546 code for a protein of 181 amino acids. The record is from RefSeq and is a predicted model, not a curated record.